AUGACAUUGCCUUGGGCCCAGCUAAAGCCCAAUGUCCAAGGGUGCAGGUGCAGGGAUCAAGGUGAACCUACACCUCAGGAUGCUGCCGGCCCUUCAGGUGAACGAGGGCAGGCCCCCACUCACUCCUUUCCAAAGGGUUUCUGCUCUUUCUCUGUUCAGUUCCCACUCCAACUGAGGCCCACGGGGGCCCACAUCAACAACACCAACGCCGAGUUCCACGGCUGCUCCAGCCCAGGGAACACAGAGCCCUCCAUGGCAGGUGGCGGGGCGGCCGAUGGAGUUUCAGAGACCAAUCAGUUGUCUGGAGUGUCCUGGGCUUCUCCAGGGAGAGCCAUGAGCUGCCAGCUGGGGUCACUCUGA
This is a messenger RNA of Pipistrellus nathusii (Nathusius's pipistrelle), 360 nucleotides long. NCBI's taxonomy places the organism in Eukaryota, Metazoa, Chordata, Mammalia, Chiroptera, Vespertilionidae. The record is from the annotation of a GenBank genome assembly.